AUGUCCUUUGGGCACGCAGGGGGUCAACUUGGGUCGAUUCAAGAGUCGGGGCAGUCAGAUACACCUACGUCUUCUCCGGAAUCUCCUCCUUUCCAAUACGACUUUGACGGACAGCAGAACUCUGCUCGAGAUGGAGAGGGCGAAAGCGACGACGACGAAUUUGUGUACCCUGGGUCGUCCACAGAUCACACGACCGAAUCCAUACCAGUGGCGCGGACAGUGUCAAAUACCCAGUCCGAGCCUUCGCCAGCUCAGCUGGAGGCUUUGUAUGCUUCAGCUUCCUCGGGAGAUCUCCCUCUCCUCCAACGGCUGUUUCAGAGCGCACUAGAAACGGGAGACGUCCAGCCAUUCAAUCUAGCGAAUCACGCAUCAACUAGGACGGGUUCCACCGCACUCCAUGCUGCUGCAAGUCGCGGUUAUCUUGAUAUUGUUCAAUGGCUCGUUGAACAUUGCGGAGCUAUGCCAGACUUGGAGGACAAGGAGGGAGAGACGGCAUUACACAAAGCAGCAUUAAAUGGUCACCUUUCCAUAGUGUCUUAUUUACUUCCGUCGAAGGCCGACGUUCACGCACGCGACGCAGACGGCUGGACUGCUCUGCACAACGCGUGUUCUAAGGGCUACCUUGACAUCGUACGGUGGCUUUGCGAGGACGGUGGUGCGUCAUCAGAAGUCGAUGGUGCGAGGGGAAUCGACGUACGAAGUAAAGGUGGCUGGACGCCACUGAUGAAUGCGGCGUCGAAGGGCCAUCUACCAGUGGUUCUGUAUUUGCUGAACAAACAGUCAGCCAAUCCCUUGAUAAGAAACAAUUGGGGUGAAUCAGCAUAUGACAUCGCUGGGGCCGUUUUCGAGAUUUGGAUAUGCGAGGUCCUUCAAAGGGCCGAACUUGACAGGUGGCGCAAUACUACGGUUCCGUAUAACCCAUUAUUGGUCCAUGUUACUGUCCCCAUCGUUAUAUACGAGAACCAAAGGUUGGACGCUCGAUUGAAGACACUAGCGGUCUCUGGUGGGCGACCCAAGUUUUCCGCUUCUGGCCUAGGGAAACAAGGCCGACAUGCCCCCUUCGAACUUAGACUAUUAAAAGCGGACGAGACAGGUGCAACGACCGUCCCGUCGUGGCGAAGCGAUGUCAAACUGCCUUCUCGAGAGGAUCCGUGGACCUUGCCAAAAGGUGGUCACCAAGAUCGAUCUGCAAAUGACGGCUCCGAAAGAAGUCAUUUCUGGCUUUCUGACUGGACAUUAGACAUCACCCACCCUGGCGUGGAUGCCGAGGAAGGCUGGCAGUACGCGCAUCAUUUCAACGAUCCAGACGAACAAUGGACUGCCGAAAAGCCUGCGCCUUUGGAGAGACUUUUGACGGGUAGCGCGAGUGGACCAUCAACUCCAGCACCAAAUCGUGCCGGAAGUGGGAGUCGGACACCUCAAACUUGGGUGCGGCGAAGACGAUGGGUGCGGGUGAUGCGUCGUCGCCUCGAUAUACCGCCAUUGCCAUUCCUGGAACCUGACGGCUUGAUGUAUGACCUGAGUGCAGAAGGGACGCUGGUUCCGCACGUGUCGCACAGUAGCAACGAUUUCGGUGAUGAUGGUGAUGGGCAAGAAUUAUCUGCCUUGCCUGCUUCAUUUUUAUCUCACUCAAGAGAUUACGUCGCUCGUGCAAGAUAUUUAGUUGGUUCUCAGCUACCGGAUCCCGACCCAUCCCUGGCGUCUGCUGUGGAGAUACGGCGAGCAAUAGCCACAUUAGAACGAGCUACGACCGAAUUAAGGCAAGGCGUGUUGAACGACACCGAUGACGAGCGCAAGACACAGGCAGAGGUGCUAUUGCAUGCUUUGAACAGAGAUCUGGAGAGAAGACGACUGGCUGCGGGCGCCAACGGUCUUCUGAUAUCUCACGAGGAUGACGACCACGACGGUCGUGAUGAUGACGGUAGCUCGGAUGAAGAGGAGUUCCACUAUCCUGGGGUAUCCCCUUUGGACACUCUGAGAUCUCCGUCGAGGUCUUCCAACUCGACCGACUACUUCAAUCAGCCCGGCGUUUCUCGCAUGUCCACCGAUCUUACUCCCCAGCUGUCCCAAGCACCAGACUUCCGCGUGCCCACUCACGAAACUCCUCAGAAGGUACUCGUCCCGAGAUGGACUGCUCCCACGCCCCAUCAGGUCCACGCACAAUGGGAGCGCGAUGCGGAUGUCAACGAAUGUCGAGCCUGCCAACGCCGCUUCAAUUUCCUCAACCGUCGGCAUUGUCGCCGCUGUGGCAGGAUAUUCUGCGACCGCUGUUCCAGCUUCAGAGCCUUACUGGAUCCAUCCGACAUAGUCCAUGACCCGAUGCUGCCUGAUCUAGUCUCCUCGUCGAGCUCGCAAAGGGUCUGCCAAAACUGCAAUGAUGUGGUCAGCGCCAGCGUACCAGGUGGCCUGCAUGCUUCAAGAACUUCCACGAUAGAAAGGAUUGUAGUCGAGCAGACCAUGCUCGCCAUCCCGAGUCAUAUGUCAAGAAAUGAUUCCAGCUCCCAGAUAAGCGACCUUGCUGAUUGCCCCGUUUGUGGUCAGAACCUCGCCGAUCUUGGGAAUCCUUCUGAUCAAGAAGCCCAUGUCAAAUUCUGUCUGGAGGGUGGUUCUGGGGCCGCAGCCCACCCCGCCAGGUAUCUAGUGUACAGACUCCCUGCGGAAAGCGUGCUUAUUGGUGUCGAAUGUGUAAUAUGCUUGGAGGAAUUCCUCAAAGGGUCUGAGAUCGCACGUUUAAGUUGCCUGUGCAGCUUUCAUAACGCGUGCUUGUCGUCGUGGCUUCAAAGGGGACGAAACUGCCCCGUGCAUGCACGCUGA
Messenger RNA from Pleurotus ostreatus (oyster mushroom), 2814 nucleotides. RefSeq lists its product as uncharacterized. The coding region runs from base 1 to 2814 and encodes 937 amino acids. NCBI's taxonomy places the organism in Eukaryota, Fungi, Basidiomycota, Agaricomycetes, Agaricales, Pleurotaceae. Gene Ontology annotation, molecular function: protein binding; metal ion binding. The record is from RefSeq and is a predicted model, not a curated record. The transcript has 14 exons.